UCCGGCCUCUGAAAUUGGGUGCUCAAAGGAAGGAUGUGAUUGGGGGAGUCCCGGUGGUCCUUUUGUUGCUGGCUGGAGAGGGAGGCUUGUUGGGAGUGGCGUUUGUGGGGCGAGAUAACUGAAAAUGGCUUCAAGAGGAAAAAUUGAGACCAGUAAGUUGAAGCAAAACUUGGAAGAGCAGUUGGACCGACUAAUGCAGCAGCUGCAAGAUCUGGAUGAGUGCAGAGAUGAACUGGAUGCUGAUGAAUAUGAAGAAACCAAGAAGGAAACCCUAGAGCAGCUGAGCGAGUUCAAUGAUUCCCUGAAGAAGAUCAUGUCUGGGAAUAUGACCCUGGUAGAUGAACUUAGUGGGAUGCAAUUGGCUAUACAAGCAGCCAUCAGCCAGGCAUUUAAAACCCCUGAAGUCAUUCGGAUGUUUGCCAAGAAACAGCCUGGGCAGUUGCGGACACGGUUGGCCGAGAUGGACAGAGAUCUGAUGGUUGGAAAGUUGGGGCGGGACCUCUACACCCAGCAGAAGGUAGAAAUUCUCACUGCCCUCAGGAAGCUUGGGGAAAAGCUGACUGCUGAUGAUGAGGCAUUUCUUUCAACAAAUGCUGGAGCUGCUCUCAGCCAGUUUGAACGAGCCGCCAGUGACCUUGGAUCAGGAGAUAAAGUCUUCGCUCUGGCAAGUUUUGAGUGACUGAAAUCAAGAGGGGGAAAGAAGAGUAGAGAAGUGUGUCCGUCGCCAGUUCUUGCACUGAAAAUGAAUUCUUGAACCAAGCUUGCACUCGGAGCUGUUGUUUUGUGGCAGGUGGGCCUCAAGGUUCAAAUGGGCAAAGUUGGUCCACCUUGAACCUCUGAGUGAGUGGACUAGAAAAUGGUUUUGAUGUAAAUAUGGAAUUCCUUCCUUAUCUGCUUUCCUGUUAUAGACAAAGUAACUUUCCUUGGGGUUUACUUCACAGAGGAAAGUGUCUGCCAACUUACCACUUCUGUAGAUCACAAACGACCCUGGGCACCUAACCCUGCCUAUCCCUGAUGGGGUAUCCUUUGUCAAGGCAUAGUUAAGAAGGUGGAAGACAUUCCUUAAGAUUCUCAUCAAAGCAGGGCUUGGUAAGACUGAGUACCAUGAUUUUUGGGAUCUGUAGAUCUUUUCCUAAAUAAUCUUGUAGUGCCCCUGGGCAUGCAGUAAUUUGUUUGUUUUCUUCCCCCCUCCCUCAGCCUCAGUAUUAAUUGGUUGCUGAGCUUGCCCUGGUAAUCUUAGCAUCAGAAUGCCCUUCCCCCAAAAUUAGAGUUUUGAGUUGUAAGAAAAAACUGGGAUACAAAUCAAAUAAAUGCAGAGUAACUACACACUGUUACCACUGAACGGUGUUAAGGUGGACAGCUCAUUAUUUUGAACUACAAUUCAGUAUGACAUUUACAUUUUACCUUCCUUGAAUUUCAAAGCAGAUGGAUUAGAUAGAGCCAUUUCAUAGUUUCUAUUGCCUGCCCUGCUUGUUAUGGACCCUAAGUAAUUUUUACAAAGAAUUCCAUAUUGUUAUGUCCAUUGACUCUCACUGUGCGUGUGGAUCCUAAUUGGUUAAUACCAUCUCCUGUCAUGUCUUUAUUCACUUUGCCUGGCUUGUAAGUGCAUCUGUGUCACUAAAAGGGUGCUGGCUAUGGAAUAUUGUUCUGGGUUUAUAACAUGCCAGUAACUAGGCCUUAGUACCGCUUGUUAUAAUGGGGAAAAGCUGAACAAAAGCUGUGAAACUACCGAAUGAUGAGUGGUUGGGGGAAAGGGUGUGGUAUUCCAGGAGAGGCAGGUCUGUCCCUCAGGUUGUCGUUUUUCCUUGUGCUUUACUGCAGUCAGCAAAAGUGUGCGGCAAAUUGGUCCUUAGUCUUGUGAUCCUCCGUUUCCAUAAUGGGAGGCAUCUGUAACUCAAGUCCCCAGUACGGAAGCUUCCUUUAAUGUGAGACAGGCAGAAGGUUAAUCUCAUGUUUGCUUUUGGUUUGGAGACAAGCAGCUCAUAGAACCUGAUGGCUUGCUGAAGUGAGCCAAACCACUAAUGUCAGAGAAGGCUAGGUUCCUAAAGGCUCUAGUCCAGUGGAGCUGAUGGGGAAAUGCCUCCUCACUUACAGAGGUGGCAUUUUUGAUGGCUUACUGUGUUUUUCGUUGACUGUAGUUUUCAUGUCACAAACUUUGGUUGGUCUUGGAAAGGCAGUACAGACAUCAAGUAGAUGCAUGUAGACAUUUGGCAGAUACAGAGGAUGAACAAAAGUCAUUUGCCAGGGCUUAACAGGGCGAAGGCAAUUGAGGGUCCUGUUCCCACCCAUUGCCAGCAGGGCUUCUGCAUCUCUGCUACUGGUAAACAGUAAAAAGAUGCAGGGUUUUCUCAGAUGCUGUUCAAGGAACUGUGAGAAAAACAAGGGCAAACCCUACUAAGAUUUCAUGCCCAGCACUCUGGGACUUUAUGCCACACAGGAAGGUGGGAAAUAGCUUUGGUCCAGGAGAAAGAGGGACAAGGCAGGCCUGGCAGCUGGGUUUUGGGUGGACUUUGUGGCUUUGGAACCCUCCAUGCAGCAUUUCUGAGUGUCUGGCUGUUGCCUUCUGGUGCUGGCCCUCAGCGCUCUCGGCUGCCUGGAUAGUGGCCUCUACUCCCCUGCGUGGCUUUGCAAUCGGCAUCCUUGGAGUAGAAUCCUUUUAAAUAUUUUUCCUUUAAAAAUAGUGAUGGCUAAAUAACAACCUUUCUGAAGUCACAGUGGUUAUGGAUGCCUUUCCCCUGGAAUUCUGCAGCAGCCUCAUUAGCAAUGAUUAGAGGGUUAGUCUGCUGCCUGCAGAAGUGAAGCUUUGCUGCUCUGCAGUUGCAAAUCUGUGCCUUGAGCCAAAACCAGCCAUCAGACUGGCUGGAAACAGGCUGCCGCUUCUGAUCUCUCUCUGCUUAAGCGAUUUGCAUUUACUCAUCUCACUUUGCAUAUUGUUCAUCUCACUUUAAUAAACCACCGCCAAGAAAGGCA
Varanus komodoensis (Komodo dragon) is the source of this 2970-nucleotide messenger RNA. RefSeq names its product leucine zipper and CTNNBIP1 domain containing (gene LZIC). The transcript has 8 exons. Gene Ontology annotation, biological process: negative regulation of Wnt signaling pathway. Bases 125 to 679 code for a protein of 184 amino acids. Gene Ontology annotation, molecular function: beta-catenin binding. The record is from RefSeq and is a predicted model, not a curated record. NCBI's taxonomy places the organism in Eukaryota, Metazoa, Chordata, Lepidosauria, Squamata, Varanidae. Gene Ontology annotation, cellular component: cytosol; beta-catenin destruction complex; nucleus.